AAAUACAAUUUCAGUGCUGGAUAAUGUUCCAAGCCGCACUAUGCUAACCAGCACUGCUUUGCGCGUCGCCAAUAGUGGUGUGCUAAGUGAUACGUCAGCUAUCGACUUCGAGUCUUUGUCAUCGCUGUUAUCAGCUGUUUGUGCCGCUUAUCUUAACUUAUAGCCAAAGUAGUCUUAGUGGACAUUGAAGGCACAACUACUUCUAUCAGCUUUGUUCACGAUGUCCUCUUUCCGUAUGCUAAGAAAAAUGCAUUUACAUUUUUGAAGGACACUUGGUCAUCUGAUGAGACGCAGAGACUCGUCCAAGAGUUGAUGGGGACGCCGCAGUACGUUGAAUAUGCAGCGACUAUGAACACUGAUGGCGCUAAAAUUGAUAACGUCACCGCUUUCAUACACUAUCUUAUCGACAAGGAUUUGAAGGUGACGCCGCUGAAAACGUUGCAAGGACUAAUUUGGGCGAAGGGAUAUACAGCUGGUCAGCUAAAGGGACACGUGUACGAGGAUGUGCCUGUGACUUUUCAAUCCUGGCGUGAAGCCGGGCUUAUAAUUGCCGUCUACUCCAGUGGCAGUGUAGCUGCACAAAAGCUAAUCUUUGGUCACAGCAUAGCUGGUAAUCUGUUGCCACACAUCAGCGCACACUUCGACACCCACGUGGGCCAUAAACAGCAAGAAGAGUCCUAUACCAACAUAGCAAAGGCGCUGAACGUGCCUCCAGAGGAGGUGCUUUUUCUAACGGAUGUGGUGGGAGAAGCGGCAGCAGCGCGUGCAGCCGGCAUGCAAUCUGUAAUACUGCAACGACCGGGAAAUGCUCCAUUAACCGCAGAUCAAACAGCUUCCCACAAAAUUGCUGACAAUUUUCUGCAGUUGCGUUUGAGCAAAACGCCCUGAAUAAAAUGUUUUCUACUAUACAUACUAGAA
Messenger RNA from Scaptodrosophila lebanonensis, 918 nucleotides. It is a transcript of the gene Enoph, whose product is annotated as enolase-phosphatase E1. Gene Ontology annotation, molecular function: magnesium ion binding; acireductone synthase activity. The transcript has 4 exons. The record is from RefSeq and is a predicted model, not a curated record. Lineage: Eukaryota; Metazoa; Arthropoda; Insecta; Diptera; Drosophilidae. Bases 313 to 888 code for a protein of 191 amino acids.